Molecule: messenger RNA, 1856 nt
Organism: Amoebophrya sp. A25
Lineage: Eukaryota; Dinophyceae; Syndiniales; Amoebophryaceae
Source: the annotation of a GenBank genome assembly
CCAGUAGGUUCCUCCCGUGUAGUAUAUGCACUGCAUCUAACUAUAAAGAGAAAGAUUAAGAAGCGAAACUGGAAACUUGUUGCUGAAGCAGAUGCUAAUCGUCCGGAAGAGUGAAAUUUACUACAGAUCAUGAUCAUCAGAAGUAAUAUCAUGAAAAAAUCAAUUUCUGGAGGUAUGAGCUUCCUUCGAGCCACAGGUUGCAGCAUUUUACCGGUUUCUCUAUCACGAACGAGAACGAGUUGUCUGCGAGCAGGUGGAAGAUCGAUUUGCCUUAUGUUCGUUGUUGUAGAAUGAAAAUACUCCGCAAAUCAAAAGUGCUGCACAUCCUCUGUCCGCGAUGUAUUCCUCGUGUACUAGAGGUUCUACAAAAUAGAUAUAAUAUUCAACAGAACAAGAAUUUCCUCAUCCUCGAGCGAGCGUCUACUUCUAAUCAUAAGCUCUCAAGGCCUCUCCGUUACGAGGGCUCUUGAGAACGUCUACUUCUAAUCAUAACCUCUCAAGGCCUCUCCGUCACGAGGCCUCGACUCCUGAGGGUAUCUUAGCAAACUUGCCCACCUUACGGAGACCACGAGUGGCGAUAAUAGGGAAGACAUGGAGCAAUUGCGUUGUAGCAGAGUUUUUACUGUCAACCAGACGAGUGGACGUGACGGUUUUUGGAACAAAAAAAAGUGAACACAAUACAGAAGCAGGAAUAAGAGCUGGGAACGCAGAUGUAAUCCGGAGCGUCGAUCCCAAGCAAGUUAAGAGUAAGCGAUUUGGAUACUUGCUGCGCGAUUGGCGAGAGCAGAUGAUAAAGAAUAGCAGCGGACGAGAUCAUGGUGUCGACAAUAAUACGAUAGAUGUCUCUGUACUUUUAGAGGUAAAUAAUGGGAAGAUGAAGCCGCGGGAAGAACAAGUGGGACAAGGAGAAGAAGACCCAUCUGCUGCUUCUGGAGAAGAUAACUUAGACGAGAAUCAGCAUGGUCUCGAUUGGGAGAAAAAUGGCUUUGCGUCUGCCAUCACACAAAACCCCAACCAUCGAUUCGAAGUCUCGUCAUCGUCAUCUGCAUCGGCUGCUUCUUUCGACUGGAUAGUAGUCGAUCGCUGCGCUGUUGAGGAUAUCCUCAGUACGAAUACCUUGUUUGGAACAGAUAACUCAGUAAUCACAGACCGGAUAAAAGAAGCAGUGGCGGAAGAAAUGAAGAGUCAAAGUCGAUUACAUGACGAGGUUAUGGAGAAUGCAGCUGGGAGCUCCACUUCAUCAACAACGCCCACUACCAACAAACCUGGACGACAAGAGAUUCCCCUAGCCUUGGCUCAGAAGAUUGAAGCAAUGCGAAAGUUGAAACGUCGUGAUCCAGACGCGCUACUAGCUUUUCGAAGAGACAAUGCUGGCGGGUUCUCAGUGCAGGCGCACAAUGGAGGAGGAGGAGGGUUGGCGAUAUUGAAUCUGACAGCUAGUACUACAAGUACAAAUGAGGAGUCAGGACUUCAUCUUCUAGGACGGUCUACUUUUUCUCAAGAACAGUCCUCAUUAUUAUCUACUCCAAGUCCAAGGUGGCCAAAAUCUUCAACAUCCCUUACCGAAACUCAGACCAUACAGGCUCAAAAUUGCGCGGGUCGCAUAUUUCUUGAGGUAGACGCUUUCGUACGGGCACAGGCGAAACUAGAAGUAAAAAAGCAAGACGAGGAAAUACUACAGAAGAGACGUGAACAAGAGCAUGGACCUGGAACUGGCGGUGCAUACAAUGCGCAUACUUGUUAAUCAUGUUCAACAUUGAACACCCUUAUGCUUAUUAGGAGUCUGGACCUUAUCCCAAUACCUGAGAAUGAGUAUUGUAGGUGUGCUUUUUGUUGCAUUCCAAGGCUUAUUUACG